Aaosphaeria arxii CBS 175.79 is the source of this 1498-nucleotide messenger RNA. RefSeq lists its product as uncharacterized. The transcript has 2 exons. The record is from RefSeq and is a predicted model, not a curated record. NCBI's taxonomy places the organism in Eukaryota, Fungi, Ascomycota, Dothideomycetes, Pleosporales. The coding region runs from base 484 to 1362 and encodes 292 amino acids.
GGUACCUAUACCUACUAGCACUCUAGGUACCUAUCUAGGUACCUGGAACUCAAGGUAACUACCUACUCACACAUUAACUAUAGCUGGAGGUACUCGUAGCCCUCCCUCACCUACCGUGCCAGCCUUGCGCAUCUAAUCUCCCUCUCUCUCUCUCCCUCCAAGAAUGCGUACCUCAUUAUUGUGUUCUACCCCUUGUCCAUACGAGUUAUCGUGAUUCUGGUCGUGAUCUUGACAAAGCCAAAGCUACGCCAAGAUUGAUCCUUCCCCUCCAAGCAAUAAUGGCAACCUUUGCCUCAUUUAGGAUACAAACAUGGCCGAGCCUCUCUUCUCUGCCGUGACCUGUAUAAGCGAUCUUCCCAACUUCGCUUCACCGGAAAAUCGCUAGCCGUGCCGGAUCCGACUAUUAUAAAAGUAUCUCCUUCGCCUUGCAUCGAGUUCACUACUACACACAGUAAGGUUCUACCGGUAUCAGGCCAUGUCACCAUGUCCGCGCACCUACAACCAAGGCAAUGGCAGCCUCCAGCAUACGAGCACACAACGAAGGAUAUUUCAAAGCCAUCCGAACCUAGCGCCAGCACAAAUCUCACCUUUGUCUUGAUUGGCAACCGCAUAUUCGCGACUGACAAUCCCUCUCGGACGCUAUACCACCUUUCCUCAGAUACCUUAAGCGGCAAACACAAGGUGAUAAGUAUCGAAAAAUGCAUAUACAAGAUAAAGGAUGUCGAGCCACCGCGGUAUGAAGAUAUUGAAAGCGCAGUGUCACUCGAUGAUGACACCAAAGGUGCGAGAUCUACAACAUCCAGUCCAGUGAAGUCCGAAGGAAAAUUAUCUUUGCUGGAUGUUGGUUCUGCGUCCCCCCUCGAUCAUGCUCCACGCGUGACAUACCACCGCACAGAGAUAUAUACCAUCAAGAAGCCUUGGAUGCAGACGAUAGGUGACACCGUCGUGCUUGAAGGGGCGAGGAAGCAGUCAUUCAAAUCCGCGUAUCUGGUUUCGCUUCCAACGCAAUCCUCAUGGAGAGUUUGUACAAGUAAUGAGGUUUGGAACCCUGGGAAACUAGCCGACACAGUGGAGGUGUGGAAAAUAGAGAAGAAAAGCGGUGCAUGGACUUGGAAAUCAAAGAAUAAGGAGAUUCUGAGCCUGGAAAACAAUGUUGUAUCACAAACAAAUGAUAACAACGAACGUAACAUGAAAGUUGUUGGAAAAGUGAACGAGUGCGAGAUGGAUCUCCUGGUGUCAUCUUGGGUCGCAAGGAUUGCCUUCGAAGCGUGGAAGAUGGAUCAAGAGCCAAUGAGCUUUUCAAAAUUCCGACGACUAAUUUCGAAUCACGGGAGUGCAAGAGCGCCAGGCAUCUAUGGCUGAGGUUAUGUCGAAUUUCGUUCCGAUAGGAGCAGCAACGUUCUACCGGCUACCGGCUAUGCUGUUAAUCUAAUUUGCGAUUCGAUGUAUGUUUUCAGGAUCACAUCAAAUCUAGAAGUUGGCUUUCUCUUGUUUGCCG